Lycium ferocissimum is the source of this 330-nucleotide messenger RNA. RefSeq lists its product as uncharacterized. The transcript has 2 exons. The coding region runs from base 19 to 330 and encodes 103 amino acids. NCBI's taxonomy places the organism in Eukaryota, Viridiplantae, Streptophyta, Magnoliopsida, Solanales, Solanaceae. The record is from RefSeq and is a predicted model, not a curated record.
UGAUUCUUGGGUCUGAAAAUGGAGGAGGAGGGGCAAGUGGUUAUAAGAUCUAGUACUGGAGAAGAACCCAUAACACAGUAUAAGGUUUGCAAGCUCAAUGUAGUGCCUAAGGAGAUUUUUGUCAAGUUCAGAAAAGAAGUUGAGGGUUAUCGAGUUGGUGUUAACUUGGAGUUUCACACAGCCCCAUACAAAGAAGAUCUGGCUAGGCUUGUUAUAAAACCUUUAGCCCCUAAUCAAAGAUGGAAGUUCACAUAUGACUCCUGGCAUCAUGAAGUUCGCCUUCUUUCCAAGAAAAUCCCAAUAACAAAAUUUCUGAAUUUUCAUGCUUGA